UAUUGAUAUAAUGCUGCUAUUGCAACCAUUGUGACCUCCAAACAUGGCAACCAGAUGGGGAAUCUGCAGCGCAGGCAAAAUCAGCAAUGACUUCACGGUAGCCCUGAAAACUCUUCCAUCUGAAGACCACCAGGUUGUGGCUGUGGCUGCUCGUAACCUGGAGCGUGCGCAAGAGUUUGGUAAAAAGCACAGCAUCCCUGUAACAUAUGGCAGCUAUGACGAAUUGGCCCAAGAUCCAAACAUCGAUGUGGUUUACAUCGGCGUGAUCCACCCGUACCACUUGAAGGCCUGCUUGCUCUUCAUGGAUGCAAAAAAAAAUGUCUUAUGUGAGAAACCUCUGGCCAUGAACGCCAAGGAGGUGAAGGAAAUCUUGGCAUCGGCAAAGAGGAAUGACGUCUUCCUCAUGGAGGCAGUUUGGAGUCGAUUCUUUCCGGCUUCGGUGGAGAUCCGGAGGCUGCUUGCUCAGGGCGAGGUAGGCGAGGUGAAAAUGGUGAGGGCCGAGUUCGGCCUAUCCCUCAUGCACUUGUCAAGAUCGAUGAACAAGGAGCUGGGCGCGGGAACCACACUGGACCUCGGCAUUUACCCGCUGCAGUUUGCCAUCAUGGUGUAUGGCGGGGAAACGCCAGAAAGCAUCACUGCCACGGGGGUCUGUACAGAGACUGGAGUGGAUGAAACGGUGGUGGUCACUCUCAUGUUUUCCAAAGGCCGGAUGGCCGUGAUCACGACCUCUUCGGGACUGGAGCUCGACAACGACGCUGUCAUUGUGGGGACCAAAGGUAACAUCAGGAUCCCUGCUCACAUGUGGUGCCCCACCGAAAUGGUUGUCAAGGGAAAGGAGAGUCAUUAUCCUGUGCCGGAACCCCACUUGCCCCUCAAUUUUCUCAACAGUACAGGAAUGCGCUAUGAAGCGGAGGCAGUGCGACAGUGUUUGCUCAAAGGCGAACAAAAAUCCAUCGACUUGUUUUGAAGCGACGGGUGUUUCGCUUGGAGAUGAAGAAGCUGGUUGUGUCGCAUUCAAGAACUGCUCGGAUUUCUAGCCAUCAGACACAUUCCUGUCCUCGACAACGUGUUGGAAUAAAACACGGGGAAGAUUGACAGUCAUCACAUAUGGAUAAAAUGGAAAGGACACUUGAUGAGUGUAAUAAAAUGAUGUACAGUAGACGUGCUGUGGUCCACACUGUCGUGGGGUAUCGGAGCAGGACUCAGUAUUGGCAGAUUCUCAAAAUCAAGUGACUCUGACUCUGGUGCAAAUACGUAUAUGCAAUCGGGACAUCGCUAGUAUUCAUACAAUAACGUUUAAUCCAGGCUUUAAUCCAGGCUAAGGGGGUCUAUCUGUGAAUGGUUAAUAUUGGUGAAUAUAAAAGGAAUCCAGAAAGCCAUGUCUCUGCACAAUUGAUGCUUUUAUGAAGAAAAACAAAAGUUUACAUUAUUUAAAAAAAAAAAAAAAAAAAGGCACGUUCUGUGACUAUUGCGCAUGCGCACAUUAUGAUGGCGAUGUGCAAACAAUGUAUUGUGCAGGCCAACUGAUUACGUAGACCAGACAUGUCCAAAGUCCGGCCCAGGGGCCAAAUGCGGCCCGUGGUCAAAUUUCAUCCGGCCCCCAGCCUCUGUCAUAAAAUCAAUAACAUCUGGCCCACACACAGACUUAAUAAAUUGGUCAGCAGUACUGCAACCAGCAUAUGAAGUAGCUUACACACGAAAUGCUGCUCCUCAUUUACCCACUAAAAGGCAGCAGCACUUUAACACCUUAUUGCCAAAUGUAUCAC
This is a messenger RNA of Corythoichthys intestinalis (scribbled pipefish), 1766 nucleotides long. RefSeq names its product trans-1,2-dihydrobenzene-1,2-diol dehydrogenase-like. The record is from RefSeq and is a predicted model, not a curated record. Gene Ontology annotation, molecular function: nucleotide binding. The coding region runs from base 44 to 967 and encodes 307 amino acids. NCBI's taxonomy places the organism in Eukaryota, Metazoa, Chordata, Actinopteri, Syngnathiformes, Syngnathidae. The transcript has 7 exons.